Leptonychotes weddellii (Weddell seal) is the source of this 2207-nucleotide messenger RNA. Lineage: Eukaryota; Metazoa; Chordata; Mammalia; Carnivora; Phocidae. The record is from RefSeq and is a predicted model, not a curated record.
CAGUCGACAGGGCCGCUUCAGUUCUUGGAGUAGGAAGCUUGGGCGCUUCGGCUGUAAGGCACAGCGGCGGGGGGAAAAUGGAUCCCUUUACUAACGAUCUGCUUCAGCUCCCCAGGAAUAUGAUUGAAAACAGCAUGUUUGAGGAAGAACCAGAUGUGGUAGAUUUAGCCAAAGAGCCCUGUUUACAUCCUCUAGAGCCUGAUGAGGUGGAAUAUGAGCCCCGGGGUUCAAGACUGCUGGUGCGGGGUCUUGGUGAGCAUGAGAUGGAUGAGGAUGAAGAGGAUUAUGAGUCAUCUGCAAAACUGCUGGGCAUGUCCUUCAUGAACAGAAGCUCAGGCCUUCGGAACAGUGCAACCGGCUAUAGGCCAAGCCCAGAUGGGACUUGUUCUGUACCGUCUGUGAGGACCAUGGCGGUCUGUGUUUUUCUUAUUGUGGUUGCUGUUUCUAUAAUCAUGGUGAUUUAUCUACUACCCAGAUGUACCUUUACCAAAGAAGGCUGCCAUAAAAAAAACCAGUCAAUGGGACUAAUUCAGCCACUUGCAACAAAUGGAAAGUUGUUUCCGUGGGCACAAGUCAGGCUUCCCACCGCCAUUAUGCCACUACGCUAUGAACUUAACCUACACCCAAACCUGACCUCGAUGACAUUCAAGGGUUCUGUGACCAUUUCACUUCAGGCUCUUCAGGCCACGUGGAAUAUCAUUCUUCACAGUACAGGCCAUAAUAUUUCGAGAGUGACCUUCAUGUCAGCAGUUUCAAGCCAAGAAAAACAAGUUGAGGUCUUGGAAUACCCAUUUCAUGAACAAAUUGCCAUUGUUGCCCCUGAAACCCUUCUUGAAGGACACAAUUAUACCUUGAAGAUAGAGUAUUCGGCAAAUAUAUCUAGUUCUUACUAUGGGCUUUAUGGAAUCUCCUACAGAGGUGAAAGUAAUGAGAAAAAGUACUUUGCAGCAACUCAGUUUGAACCCCUGGCAGCAAGAUCUGCUUUUCCUUGUUUUGAUGAACCAGGAUUUAAAGCCACAUUUAUCAUCAGGAUCAUAAGGGAUGAGCAAUAUACUGCUUUAUCAAAUAUGCCUAAGAAUUCAUCAGUCAUCAUGGAAGAUGGACUUGUUCAGGAUGAGUUUUCCGAGAGUGUGAAAAUGAGCACUUACCUUGUUGCAUUCAUUGUUGGGGAGAUGAAGAACCUGAGUCAGGAUGUAAAUGGAACCCUGGUAUCUAUAUAUGCUGUACCAGAAAAGAUUGGUCAAGUUCACCAUGCCUUGGAAACAACUGUGAAGCUUCUUGAAUUCUAUCAAAAUUACUUUGAAAUUCAAUACCCACUUAAGAAAUUGGAUGGAGAACUGCUUCUAUCUCGAAGCAGGGAAGGCUUCACAAAGAUGUUUUUUGGAAAUGAUGACAUAUUAUUCAGCGAUGAUCCAGUGUCACUGAAGAGCCUUAACAGUUGCAUGCCGGGUUCGGAAUUAUUAGUGUAUGCUUCCUACCCUGGAGCUUCCCUCUUGUUGAUGCUGAAAACUUAUCUUAGUGAAGAUGUAUUUCAACAUGCUGUUGUUUUUUACCUGCAUAAUCAUAGCUAUGCAUCCAUUCAAAGUGAUGAUCUGUGGGAUAGUUUCAAUGAGCAUUUAUAUGUCAUCAAUCUUACAGAAGAAGUGCAGUGGGUCAAAGUCAAUACAAACAUGAAUGGCUAUUAUAUUGUACAUUAUGAGGAUGAUGAUUGGGAAGCACUAAUCAAACAGCUGAAAACAAAUCCUUAUGUCCUGAGUGACAAAGACCGAGCCAACCUCAUCAACAACAUCUUUGAACUUGCAGGCCUAGGCAAGGUAUCUCUUCAGAGGGCCUUUGAUUUGAUUGAUUACCUUGGAAAUGAGACCUAUACCGCACCCAUCACUGAAACCCUGUUCCAGACCGGCCUCAUCUAUAACCUCCUUGAAAAGCUGGGAUACAUGGAUCUGGCCUCAAGAGUGGUGACCAGGGUAUCUAAAUUACUUCGAAGCCAAAUCCGGCAGCAGACUUGGACUGAUGAAGGCUCCCCGUGUGCCCGGGAGCUUCGGUCAGUCUUGCUGGAGUUUGCUUGCGUCCACGGCCUCGAGAACUGCAGUGCCACAGCCAUGACGCUGUUUGAUGACUGGGUGGCCUCCAACGGAACUCAAAGGUGACGUGCGCUUCUGCUCAAAUGAGCUCUCUGCCUCUUCCUUACCUUGAUACCAUAUACU